Molecule: messenger RNA, 1101 nt
Organism: Gossypium arboreum
Lineage: Eukaryota; Viridiplantae; Streptophyta; Magnoliopsida; Malvales; Malvaceae
Exons: 7
Coding region: 59-775 (238 amino acids)
Cellular component (GO): chloroplast
Source: RefSeq, a predicted model, not a curated record
GUCCCGCAUUAUCUAGCGUUUGUCUAUUAACAACCAUGAACUUUAUCUUCCCUCUGCCAUGGCCUUUCUCCUCUCCUUCUCUCCAAACCCUCCUCUAAACCCUAAGCUUUCCUCUCUAAACACCCCACUUUCCUCCACUCUCAAUACGAAGAGACAUUUCAUCAUUCAUACUACUUCAUUUUGCUUUAUUCUUUUAGCCCAACAAAACCCAAUCCCACAAUCUUUAGCUCAAGCUUCCACACCUUCCAAACCGGCUUUGAACCUUGCAAACACCAAAUCUUGGUUCCAAUUCUAUGGUGAUGGUUUUGCCAUUAGGGUUCCUCCUGAAUUCGAGGACAUCAUGGAGCCUGAGGAUUUUAAUGCUGGAGCGUCUCUGUACGGGGACAAAGCAAAACCCCGGCCAUUUGCAGCACGGUUUGCAUCUACUGACGGAUCUGAAGUUUUAAGUGUUGUUGUUCGCCCAACCAAUCAACUCAAAAUCACCUUCCUAGAGGCCCAAGAAAUUACUGAUUUGGGUUCCAUAAAAGAGGCAGCCAAAAUCUUUGUCCCAGGUGGAGCAACUCUUUACAAUGCCAGAACCAUAAAGAUAAAAGAAGAUGAAGGUUUCAAGACUUACUAUUUCUAUGAAUUUGAAAGAGAUGAUCAACACAUUGCACUAAUGGCUACCGUUAGCAGUGGAAAGGCUAUUAUUUCUGGAGCAACAGCUCCGUGUUCCAAGUGGAAUGAUGAUGGAGUGAAGCUACGUUCCGCAGCAAUCUCAUUGACAGCUCUGUAGUCCUUUGCACAAACAUGUUUUUUGAGUCACAUAUUCCACUUUGUACAAGAAUCAGAUUGGUUUAGGCAUUUCAUUUAUCUUGACAUAUACUGAAGAAUUUUCGACUCGACACCUAAUUCAUAGCAAUUUACCUUCUUACAACAGCUUGUGAACAGCAGAAAGCUGAGAGUCUGAAUUCAAGUCCUGAUCUGAGCGCCCCAUUUUGUUCAACAAGACCUUUUUAUCUACAUACAGGAUUUAUGAUGUCUGAAAGUAACAUUAACCAUGACUCCAUAUUUUUGCUAUGGAAUAUAAAAGUGUACUGAUAAGAAAUUUCAACAACUUAA